Molecule: messenger RNA, 1815 nt
Organism: Exophiala xenobiotica
Lineage: Eukaryota; Fungi; Ascomycota; Eurotiomycetes; Chaetothyriales; Herpotrichiellaceae
Exons: 7
Coding region: 1-1815 (604 amino acids)
Molecular function (GO): heme binding; iron ion binding; monooxygenase activity
Source: RefSeq, a predicted model, not a curated record
AUGUCGGUCCUUGUCUCGUUUCAGCCUGGCCACGCCGUUAUCCUGCUCGUGAUUGUGGUGGCAAUCCCUUUAAUCUCCAGACUUGUGCGGAAGUCGAAGUAUCGAUAUCCGCCCGGGCCCAAAGGCAUACCUGUUUUCGGAAAUCUGUUUCAGCUUCCUCCGAAAUACCCAAGUGCCCAAUUGAUGGAAUGGGGCAAGCAAUAUGGAGAUCUGUACGUCCAGCUCCAGCCAUACAGCACUUGCAGAGGGCUGAUCAUUGAUUUUGAAGCGGGUGUUGACGGUGACUUCAGGUUCACGGUGCAACUCGGCGCGAGAAGAUGGGUCUUUCUCAACUCUAUGGAGACAGCUCGAGAACUCCUUGACCGCCGCGGAAGGCUGUACAUCGGCCGCCCAGAGUUUCCGGUCACCCAAGACAUUCUCUCGGGAGGAAACAGAAUCGUCAUGAUGACUCAUACUGAGAGAUGGAGGAACCUCAGAAAGAUCAUGCAUCAGCUUCUGAUGGCAAGUAAUUCAGAGACGUACAAGCCGUUCCAGGAUGUUGAGUCGAGAGCACUUGUCUGGCAAUAUUUGAAGGAGCCGGACAAGUUCUACGAGCACGGAGCUCGUUUUGCAAACUCAGGUAUAUGCUGCUUCCAUCAGUCGUGUCUCUGGCUGACCAUUGAUGCCGCAGUGAUUUUCUCCGUUGUCUUUGGCCGUCGGACGAGUAUGAGGGACCAAAAUGUGCAACUCCUCUUCUCGACCAUCGAAGAUUUCUUGGGAUCACAAGCGUCACCAUCAACUAGCCUAGUCGAGCAGUUUCCCUGGCUUGUGAAGCUCAUCCCAAGGCCCUUGCAGUGGUUCCGGCCUGAAGCAGAAAGGAUAUACAAGAAAACUCUUGGGGUCUACGCAGCUUUUCUCGACGAUCUCGAGCAGCGCAUAAAAGAUGGGCAGGAUCCCAAAUGUUUUGCCAGAGACAUGACAGAGCUGGCCAACAAAUACGGCUUCGAUGAUGCUCAGAAGUAUUUCUGUGCUGGCUCGAUAAUUGAGGCAGGCAGUGAUACCACCCGAAAUCAAAUCAAUAUUCUACUGGCAGCGGCCGCAAAGUUUCCAGCUUGGGUUGUCACUGCUCAAAGCCAGCUAGAUGAGGUUUGCGGCAAAGCCUCGAGAUUACCCUCGUUCGAGGACUGGGACCAAUUGCCAUACAUAGUGGCAGUAAUCAAGGAAAGUCUCAGGUGGCGACCAAACAUGACAGGCUCGGGAACUCCCAGAGCCUUGAUCGAAGACGACACAUAUGGUGGCUUUGUGUUUGAGAAAGGGACAACAUUCAGCUACAACCACUUUGCCAUUAGUCACAACGAGAAAGAAUUUCCAAGAAACGAGGUGUUUCUCCCCGAGAGAUUCCUCAAUGCCGACCUUCAGGACAUGUUGAAAGGGCAUCUCGGCUUCGGCGCCGGUCCAGAUGCAUCAGGGUUGAUCGCUCAUCGCACGGCCGACUGCACCCAGCGCAUCCUCCCCAAAAAUCUGAACCAGCCGACUCACACCAAUGAAACAUAUUUUGCUUUCAUGUGUGCCGGCGCUGCAUUUGUCAAGAGCCUCAAAUUUGCCCUGGACGACGACCCAAUGGUUGACGAAGUUGCACGGAAAGUGAUGUUGCAUAUGUCUUCGGACGGCGAGACAGUGGCCGGGCCGUACAACAACGAAUAUUUCAUCGUGCUUUCGAUGACUGAAGAUGGCACCAAGAUCAAGGAGAUCACCGAGUUCCUUGACAGUCGGACAUUCCUUUGGGUGACAGAGGCGAUCCAGAAAGUUAUCAAAGAAAGCCAGGAGCAGGCAUGA